AAUGGGACUUUCAUUGAGAGUAAGACGUCGUGGAGGUACCAAGAAAGUGAUCAUUCCGGCGACGAGUUGCUCGGAAGACGAGGAAAUCGCGAUCCCGUCGCAGUUUCAAUGCCCGAUUUCGUAUGAGCUAAUGAAAGAUCCGGUGAUUAUUGCUUCAGGGAUCACUUACGACCGUGAAAACAUUGAGAAAUGGUUUGAGUCUGGUUACCAAACUUGUCCUGUUACUAAUACUGUUUUGUCAAGUUUGGAACAGAUUCCGAAUCAUACUAUAAGGAGGAUGAUUCAAGGUUGGUGCGGGUCGUCACUUGGCGGCGGGAUUGAACGAAUCCCGACGCCACGUGUACCCGUGACGAGUCAUCAAGUUUCCGAGAUUUGCGAGAAGUUGUACGCCGCAACGCGGCGUGGUGACCACGCCGUGUGCGGCGAGAUGGUUGGGAAGUUGAAGAAGUUGGGAAAAGAGAGUGAGAGGAACCGAAAAUGCGUUAGGGAAAACGGCGCCGGAUUGGUUCUUUGCGUUUGUUUCGACGCGUUUUCCGGAAACGCAAACGCUACUCUAUUAUUGGAGGAGAUUGUGUCUGUGCUUACGUGGAUGUCUCCUAUUGGUUCAGAAGGUCAAUCCGAACUUACGUCUACGUCGUCGUUUAGUAGGUUGGUGGAGCUUUUGAGAAAUGGCGAUCAAAACGCGGCGUUUCUUGUUAAAGAGCUUCUUGAGCUUAACGUAGCUCAUGUUCACGCGUUAACAAAGAUCAAUGGCGUCGAAGAAGCGUUCUUGAAAUCGAUUACUCGCGAUACGAUAUGCGUCAACUCGUUAAUCUCAAUCCAUUACAUGAUCUUGGCAAAUCAAGAAACCGUUUCAAGGUUUCUUGAACUGGAUCUUGUGAAUAUAACAGUGGAGAUGCUAGUGGAUUCAGACAACAGCGUAUGCGAAAAGGCGUUAAUGGUUUUAAACGCGGUUUGCGAUACUAACGAAGGAAGAGAGAUAGUGAGAAGAAACGAGUUGGUGAUACCUAUCUUGGUGAAGAAGAUUUUGAAGAUCACUGAGAAGAAGAGUUUGGUUUCAGUGAUGUGGAAGAUUUGUAAAAGUGGAGAUGGGUCUGAGGUUGAAGAAGCAUUGAGAUUAGGUGCGUUUAAGAAGCUUGUUGUGAUGUUACAAGUUGGUUGUGGUGAAGGCACUAAGGAGAAGGUUACUGAGUUGUUGAAGAUGAUGAACAAAGUUAUGAAGACGAAUGGUUUUGUUGAUCGUUCUUACUCUUCUUCAACUGAGUUUAAACAUGUUAAGAAACCAUUUUGAUACAAAUACAGUUAUACAUUUGUAUAUAGAGGAAACACAAUUUUUUUUACAAACC
Messenger RNA from Capsella rubella, 1346 nucleotides. RefSeq names its product U-box domain-containing protein 20. Gene Ontology annotation, biological process: protein ubiquitination. The record is from RefSeq and is a predicted model, not a curated record. Gene Ontology annotation, molecular function: ubiquitin protein ligase activity. Bases 2 to 1291 code for a protein of 429 amino acids. NCBI's taxonomy places the organism in Eukaryota, Viridiplantae, Streptophyta, Magnoliopsida, Brassicales, Brassicaceae. The transcript has a single exon.